UUGUCCACUUUUUUACCAUUGGGUGCAUCACGACACUCAAAGGUUGAGCAACUGUUGAAUAAUUCGUCAACGUUAUUGGUCUGAAUGUAAGGAUCUAACAGUAAAGACCAAUAGUCACUAAUCGCUCACUGAGCGGUUUUCUUAUACUCAUAUAAUAACGUUAACCUAAAAAUUGUGUCAUUUGGAAAUAGUGCAAUCUAUAUAAUUAUACGAUAAUACAAAAAGCAGUAUAUAUUUAGUAGUUAAUUAUUCACAUAUAAACAAUACAGCAUUUGAUACAUAAUGCGUCUUGGAUCAGCUCUAUUAGCCGCUUUGUACCAUAAUAAAAUUCCUUAUAGAUUCAGAGGGAAAUACCGUAUUGUCAAAAAACCAACUAUGCAUGAUUUGCUUAAGAUGAAACAAGAUUUUGAAAGAGAAGAGUUAAACAUGUUGAUUCUGCGACAUCCCUACCUUACAAUUGAACAGUCGUAUAAUCACAGAUCUGCAGUAUGUAAUACAUCAUCAUUUUGGGAUAACAUAUGGGAAUUAAAAAAACAGAAAUUUUCUAAGCAGAUUACUUAUACUGAGCGUCUUUCCCAUUUAGGAUAUGGAGAAAAAUGGGAUUAAUACAAAUGUUUUUUAAAUAUGUAAAUAAAAAUCUAUCUCAUGUAUGAUUUUAGCUGUCUUUAAAUUAAUAUCUGAAUUAAAUUGAUAUUC
Molecule: messenger RNA, 696 nt
Organism: Harpegnathos saltator (Jerdon's jumping ant)
Lineage: Eukaryota; Metazoa; Arthropoda; Insecta; Hymenoptera; Formicidae
Exons: 2
Coding region: 283-606 (107 amino acids)
Biological process (GO): mitochondrial translation
Cellular component (GO): mitochondrial ribosome
Molecular function (GO): structural constituent of ribosome
Source: RefSeq, a predicted model, not a curated record